Messenger RNA from Ornithodoros turicata, 16294 nucleotides. It is a transcript of the gene HERC2, whose product is annotated as E3 ubiquitin-protein ligase HERC2-like. Gene Ontology annotation, biological process: protein ubiquitination. The record is from RefSeq and is a predicted model, not a curated record. The transcript has 82 exons. Lineage: Eukaryota; Metazoa; Arthropoda; Arachnida; Ixodida; Argasidae. The coding region runs from base 164 to 15256 and encodes 5030 amino acids. Gene Ontology annotation, molecular function: ubiquitin-protein transferase activity; protein binding; zinc ion binding.
UCAGAUUUUGCGUACUGCAGGAAGAACUGGAAGCCCAGAGUUGACAAGAAUACACUCUGAGCUCUGAAAAGCCUGCGUAAUGGCUAGCAGAGAUAAAGCAGUAAUGAGGUGACCAUAUCAGUAACUAGCAGUGUCCUUAUGAUGUCGUAGUUGGUGACGCGUAAUGGAGCAGACAUCUCCACUAAGUCGAGGCAUGAUGCAAUGCCAACCGAAAUAUGUACUGAGGCCACAGCCUCACCUCGACACAAAGUGGCUCAAGACAGACUUGCAAUUGCUUUUUUCUUACGAGGGUCUCAUACACUCCUGGAAUGAAAUGGUGAAAGAUGGAGAGUUGCAGCUUGCAGGAGCUGAUGAAUCGUCACUGCAGAACAUUGGGAAGGGUGUGCCAAACAGAGUCACAACGUGCACUUGUGUGACUCAAGUGGGCGGCAGCAGCGUGCCGGCUCUUCUGGGGUGUCCAUGCCCUUCCUGUGGUGCACCUUCAAGCACGGCAGUGCAGCGGGAAGAAUCCGGUACCAGCGAGAAACGGUCCGGAUGCCUCACAUCACGUUCCCUCGUCGAUACCUGGAUAUGGGGACCACAGCCCACACGAGACCAGCUCCAGAGAUGCCUCCAGACCCUCAUAUACGAACAGCAGCAGUUGGGGGCAGCCGCAGCAUCAUCCACAUUAUCAUCAAUGCGACUGAGGCAACAACUAACUGUUGCGAUGCGCUACUACACUGCCCUCGUCAGGCGGUGGCAAACGCCGGCAGCACAGCACACUCGUUCUCCGAGUUCACAAAGUGCACUGCACAGCCUUGAGUCAAAAAGAACCAAGCCCGUGGCUGAGAAGCCGACUCAAGCACUGGCACGCGUUGGCUCACGUGCAGCUCUCGGCUUUGCCUUUGCCUUCCUAAAGAGGGCGUGGCGUUCUGGGGAGGACUCUGACUUGUGCAGCGAACUGCUGAGGGAAUCACUAGAGACACUUCGUGGUGUCCCAGAGGCCACCCUCUUCUCAGAGUGCUCCGUCUCUCCCAUUUGGCUGGAAACAGUGGAGCGAGCAUCAAAGUUUCUUCGUUCCGUGGUCCUCGGUGACAUCAACAUGGGUGUCGGACAGUCCCGCGGUUGCGGACAAGUACCGGUACCCGACCAGCAGCUUGCCCUCUCUCUUCUCUUGGAGCUGGCUGUGCUUCGAGGAUCUUUGAGCACAAUUCUGGAUGCUGUCCUUCUGCUGCUGCAGUUGUGGAACAGCGGAAGAUGUGAAGUCGAUAACAGAACUGUAUCGCAUGGCACAAGUGCACCAUUGACCUCUCUCCUGCGGAGAUUUGAGAGCAUACCUUGUUCCAAGGAAGAUCGCAGAAAAGAUCAACCCGUGAAUGAAAACGGUGUUCCAAUUGUGAAUCCAACACAGUGCCUGUUGGGCCUCCUCUCUCUGCCCGAUGACGAUUCACUCUCAGUAGACCUCCGGCAAUGUGCCAUGGUAAUUAUGUGCCACUUGAGCAGGUUGGCAGCACCGUACCUGCCCUUGAGUCAUCAAACUAGUCAGUCUAAGGGUGGCAAUAAUGGCACAACACAGAAAGUGUUUGGCUGCGGUUGGACCGCCUGGACCAAGAGCACGGAGUUAUCUGAACCACCGCAGUCCCUGGAUUGCUUGGCUGACCUCUCCAUCACUCAACUCUGCUGCUCCGAUUCCAACCUGCUGAUCUUGACCAAAUGUGGCAAGGUCUACGUGCUCCCAUUCACUAGCGAGAGUGCAUUUCCUCAACCCGUGGACGGACUUGGUGAUCGAGAGGUCGUGAAAAUUGCGAGUCAUCCGGACGGAAAACAUUGCAUGGCGCUCACUGCCGACGGAGAAGUUUACUCGUGGGGCUGUGGCGAAGGUGGUCGUCUGGGACAUGGCGAGAGCAGCAACAAAGAGGAACCAACGCUGAUUCAAGCUCUGAGUGGCAAGUGUGUCACCCAUAUUGCCUGCGGCAGUGAAUACAGCGCUGCCAUAACGCAGGCAGGAGAGCUUUACACGUGGGGCAAGGGGAAUUACGGUCGUCUCGGAAUCGGCAGCAGCGAAGACCAGAACAUUCCUGUUUUAGUCAGCGGCCUCGUGGGACACCGUGUCAUGGACGUUGCCUGUGGAAGCGGUGAUGCCCAGACGUUGGCCGUUACAGAUUCAGGAAUGGUGUUUUCAUGGGGUGACGGAGACUACGGUAAGCUAGGUCGUGGAGACGUGGACGGGUGUAAGGUUCCCAAGCUUGUCGACGAAUUCCAAGGCACCACCAUAGCCAGAGUGUUCUGCGGUUCGCAGUUCAGCAUGGCACUUUCUCGUGGUGGAACAGUGUAUGCCUGGGGAAUGGGUGAGGGUCAUCGCCUCGGCCAUGCGACAGAUGAACACGUUGACCUUCCAAAGGUCGUCGUCGCCCUCGCCAACCAACACGUGGUGAACCUAGCGGUCGGACUUGGACACGUGGCAGCGCUCACUCAAGAAGGACACGUCUACACAUGGGGGUGCAACGAGCGGGGACAGUUGGGACGCCACCCAAACUUUGGACGGUCCCCAUAUGUCAUCAGCGUACCGUGCACGAAGCCUAUCGUUGGAGUUGCUUGCGGACCCGCCCAGACGUUGAUGUGGACUGCUGUGGAGAGGUAUUCAGUACCUCUCAGGGUACCCUUUGUUGUGGACGUCUGCAAAGAGACUCUGGAGCAGAUAGACGAACUCCUUGUGCAGUCGUGCGAAGGAGUCGAAGUGGCGUGGCCGCCGCCUCCACAGGAGAAAGAGUGUAUAGCUGUGGCUACACUUCAUCUGCUGCAGCUUCAGAUUCACGUGGCCAUCACGAAUGGAGUUUAUCCCGAGCAGCUGGGCUUGAGUUCAGACUCUAGGCUCCUGGGUUCACUGAAGCAGCGUGUUGUGACGUUAGCAAGUGGUUCGGGUGUUCUGAGCACUAUCCAGAGAGCUGCGCAACAGGCCCUGCAGGUGUCGUGGGGCUUUCUGUUACCUACGGCAGAUGAAAGGGCACGAGCCUUGUCCAUGCUCCUGUUAAGCUCAGGAAUGGAUGCGUCCUCGUCUACAUGUACUGGACGAAGAUUUAUGACAGAUCUGCUGGUGGGAAGCCUCAUGGCUGAUGGAGGUCUAGAAUCAUCCCUUCAUACAGCUAUAAAAGUUGAAAUACAAGACUUGGAUGACCUUCAGGAGAAGGUUGUGCUGAAUGGAGAAAUUUCUAAAGAGAUGACCACGAGUGCGGAGCAACUCAUGUCAGAUCAGGCACUAUUAGAAUCAGAAACAAAGCGCACACAAGUAGCAUCUGAUGAUGCAUCUUCUGCUAUUCCAUUGCUUCAUUUGAUUAAACAGCUGCUCAGAAACAUUGCAAUGCAAACAAUGUCUAAAUUGCAAAGCAUAUUCCCCGAAAACUCCAGUCAGCUACAGUCGCAGGGUCUCUCAAAGCCCGAGACAGACCGCCAAGAAAAGUCUGCAUCUCUUGAUUUGCUUCUAAGAUUCCAACGUUUGUUGCUGGGCAAACUGUACCCCAAAGAUGAGAAAAAGUCAUCUGUCUCCAAUCAUGGCCCUGAAGUUCUGGGAGCAGUUUCGCUCCUGCGAAAAUAUGUCUCACUUAUGGCAUCACAUGUUGAGGACUGCCUCUCAGUGGCAUCCAUAUUGGGUUCUCUCUCUCCACACCGGUUUGCGCUUGCAGCUUCCGUCCUGGAGUCCGACAUAACAGGGAUCCUUCUGCCGGAACUCCUCGUGUCUCUACUGCUCCUCGAGGCAUUUGUGCCAGAACUGAUCCAGCGAUCUGCAGUAGCGCUCGUUCUUACGCCACUGCUUGACGCUCUUGACUGCUUCAAUCGCUUGGCUCCAGGCUGGGAGCUGGAAGAUAAUGAGGACCUGUCCUGGCCGGGUAUUGCGGGAAACAUGAGGACACCGUCACCGUGUCAGAAGACGUCGGAAGAUGUGCUAACGUACAGGAAAGCCGACUUGGAGAACCAUACCAAAGACGGAGGGCUUUGGGUGGUCAUCAAGGGAAAGGUGUACGACCUGCACGAGUUUAAGACAGGCGCUCCCUGUGGUGCUGAUGUACUGUUGAGAUAUGCUGGACGUGACGCUACUCAAGCUUUUGAAGGAGCUAAUCAUUCCAAAGAAGCCAAAGAAAUGUUGACAUCGUUUUUGAUUGGCAAUUUUAUUGACUAUGACCACGAGGCCCUGCUCUCCGUUGACCUGUCGACCCUGUCGUCUCCCCUGGUGGACACCGAGCGAACCUUGGCAUACUUCCUCGGACUACAUGCACAUCAUCAGGCAUGCGGGCCUCCAAUACAGCCCUGUGAGGCAGAAGUCGGCCUGUGGCUAGAAGCCUCCCUGCUCAGGGGCGGUGGCCUCUUGCGAGCCUUGCAGCCCCUAGACCCUUUUGAUGAAGAAAAAGGAGAAGCAAGGAGUGCUGGCUCAAGUGCAGCUACACCGGUUUCCGGAGUUACACCAACCGAACCAAAGGGUGUGCUUCCCAGUGGAAGCCACAGCAAGGCAACUGGGCCUCUCGUUUCAGCCGCCACGGAGCAACAGGGAGAGACCAUCCUGGAAGCUCUGGCCGAGAGUAGGCUGGAUGACCCUCACGUCACGGGGUUCCUUCAAGCCGUUGAUGCGUUUUGUGAGGAGCAACACUUGGGACUGCGCAUGAACUUUCAGAGUGACCAUCCCGUUGAAGAGGUGGGAAGGUUACUAAUGGCCGUUGCAAUGAAGCAUCUGGGCUCUGGCAACCUCCUGCUCAGCAUUUCUGAACAAGCAGUGCUGAAGGGUGUGUCUGCUGAAGCCCCAGUUCCCCUUCCCGGGGUCAUUCAGGAUGUGGUACGCAUGACGCAGCAAGCCAAGUGGUCCCUCAUCAAGGCUCGUCAAGACCUGAACGGAUCCUACAAAGAAGUCUGUUGCCCCGUGUUUGAGCGCUGCCGUUUUCUCUUCUACGAGCUUCGGCCAGCUAUAAGUAAAGAGAUGAUAGCGUUGGAGAGGCUGAAGCUAAUUGAUGUCACCUCUAAAUGGAAAACAGUGGCACGCCAACUGAUACAGGAGAACCGUAAAGCAAAAGCUGCUGAGGCUCCGGCUGAGCCUGGGAACACGGAAGUGAAAGGCAUAUUCAAAGAGGAAGAAGUACAGCAGCAUGCUGCAACAAAACUUCCGUCUGUUAAAAAGCAAAAUGCACGGCUGACCAGCGUAUCAAACAUCGAACCAUCAGAACUGCUGACUCAAGUUUUUGAAUUUGCCCUCCACGACGAGCGAGUUGACGUGGAACUAAUCAGGAAGGCGAUGUACUGCCAGGUGGAACGUUCCAAGGUCCGCAUCAAGGGAAUCGAAUCUAUGCUAUCACUCUUGCGGAAAGAUUUUCUGAUGCCAUCCGUCAAGUACAGACUUCAGUGCGGCUGGCAGGGUCUCCUCCACUGUGCUGCAAUGCCACGAGAGAGUCCCUUGCACUGCCUCUCCAACGUAAAUCUGAUCCCGCCGUAUGACCGCGUCAUGUUGGAGCUGGCAUCAGCGUCUCUCACUACCUGGGUGGUGGAAGAGUUGCGCUCUCUGGUACGAAGUUGCAUUGACAGCACCGGGUCAGAUGUCACAGGUGCAACUAGGUGUACCUCAUCCAAGAAGUUGACUUCUAAGAGCAAUGUGGACAGCAGUGGAAGUUGUAGUCCGUCAUUCGGGGCACUCGUGGCGCCCUCUCGUUUCCUGCUUUCUGCUCUCGGUCUCCUUGUGUGCGACCACCAAGCUCGAGAGGUUAGCCUCUUGCUCGGAUCCGGUGUUCUGGCCCAGCUUCAGACCUUGCUACGCCUUCUCGGUCCCACAAUCAACCAGCCGCAUAAUGACAAGAAUGCGGCACUCUGCGCUGUCCUGGAAGAAACCAUAAAGAAACCUCAACCACCCGCAUCUCCUCUCUAUGGGUCUGAGUUAGCAUCAAUGAUGAAGAUAGGAACAAGGGUAGUCCGUGGUGCCGACUGGAAGUGGGCUGAUCAGGACGGUCCCCCUCCUGGUGAAGGCCGUGUUAUCGGUGAACUGGGAGAGGACGGCUGGAUUCGCGUCCAAUGGGACAAUGGUACCACCAACUCCUAUCGGAUGGGAAAGGAAGGGAAAUAUGACCUCACCCUCGCCGUCCCACCACCUCGUGCCGAGAUCGAGUCCAGUUCCGAUUCCGAGGACGACGAAGUGACGACUACAGUGCCUACAGCGCAGCAACCGGCAGCACUGCUCCACCAAGCAUGCCACAGCGUUCUCAUGGCUCUAUCCAUCUCGCUCGGACUCCACUCGGACAGAGUGCGGACGGAGACGACCAGCCUCAUGUCUGGCUUAAUGCGGUCUAUUGUGGAAGCUGGCCAUGGCCCCCUUCUUGGCGGAGGCAGUUUUAUGCGCGAGGCUCCCCGCCCGCCCCGAUGGCUUCUAGAGCAACAGCACAGAGAGUGGGCGACCCUCGGAUUUAUUCGAGGCAUUUGCGCCAGCACCGCCGUCUGCCAGGCCCUGAGCACGCCGUCGUGGGUCUCACUGCUCCUCAGAAUCGCUGCCGGCCCCACGUGCUUCAUUCCGCUGCCAUCGUCUGCCACUACCCUUCCCACCCAGAUACAAGCCCUUAGGCUUCUUCACACUGUUCUCCCCACGUGGACGUCGGACAGCUACGCCAAACAGAGAGAAGCAUUUGUGCAGCAGAUUUUUGCCCUUCUUGGGAAAGUUCUCGUAUCGUGUGCCAUGGAUCCAACCUUGCACCAUACAGAGAUUGCCUGGAAGGGCAAAAGAACAAGCCGAGCGCGACUCUCGUUGACUGCUUCUCACUGCAGUACGGUUGGGGAGGAAUGUGUCACCCUGAUACGUGGGCUGCAUUCACAGCCCGUUUGGAACCACUGUAUCAACAGGAAUGUUCAACAGUGCUUGAUGACCCUUGUGGAACAUCGAGAUGUUGGUGUAGAUGAUGCCCCUGAGGCGACCAACGCUAAGCCAUCAGCAACGAGUCUCGAAGCGCACGGCCAAAUAUUGGCAGCUUUGGCUGUUCUUGGUGGGGUGGAUCACAGAGUUCGCCUGGGUGGGGCGGUGGACUUUCUGGAACCGCCCCGCCGAGGCACAGUGGCACGUAUCUCCCCACAAGGAAAGCUGGUUGUUCACUGCCACACGCAGGGGAAGUUGGUGAAAUGUCCUUUGGACCAGCUUCAACCAGUAAGUGGAACCCCAUUCCACCUGCAAAAGCUUACCAUGAAUGAGAGCAUGCUUCGCGUCUGGGCAUCACUUCUAAGCCGAGCUGCGUCGGUUCUGCCCAAGUUAUCCAAGGAAACAAAAAGUGCCAACCAGCCAGUUCAGUCGCCGACGGCAGAGUCUAUGGGUGUCAACAUUUCACUGCUGAAAUCUCAGCAAAUCCUUCUCGGCACAAUCAAGGCAACGUCUAUCCUUGUUUCACAACAAUCCAUCCUGCGUCAGGUGCUGUUACAGAACGUUUCAGAACAACCGUCGAUGGAGACAGAAGAUGAGACAUCUGCGGACACACCAUCUUCGAUGUUAUUGGUUGAGCAGAUCAUGGCCACUGCGACACUUCCGUCCAUACUGAGGGCCAUAUUUUCGAGGGAGGAACUUGAGGUUGCAGCCAUCGCGCUGACCCAGUUUCUGACAUCAGAGGCCACUUGUCGCGACGUCAGUGACCUCACAUCCUUACUUCCCCUCUCUCAACUCCCUGGGGACGAGGAGGAAGAGCCUCCUGCCUUAGACCCCAGUCCAACGAGCGACGAUGCGAGGUGUGCCAGCACGGGCCCCACUCCGGUAGCCAGCCACACUCUCGAGGGAGCCGCUGCAUCCGCGCCCACUUCCUCGCGUCGCUCUCCGCGCGGCCACAAGGUCAAAUCAAAAGGAGGAAGCUCCUCGGGUUCCCGUGGGAUUUUCUCGACUCCGCCACUUCUGGGUGCCUCAGCGUCGCAGUCUUCCGUACCCGUUGUGCAGCAGCUUGUCGAGAUGGGGUUCUCGAGGCACAUGGUCGAAGUGGCGCUCAGUGCGCUCGCAGGCAGCUUUCACAUGAUUCCCAGCCCUGAAGCUGUUGUGUCUUGGUUGCUGGAACACCCGGACCAACUCUCCUAUGUGUCAGAUGAUGAGAGCUUCACAUCACUGGAAGAUGCGUCGGACUCGGACUCUUUUUCGGAUGACCUCUACGAACCUGAGGCUCAAGGCUACACCCAAGAGGUCGCACCAAGGAUGAACUACCUGUGCAGGAGCGAUUUUGCUAACAAUGAUGACUAUGCCUUCUAUGUGAGAGACCACAUCAACACUGGAAUGAUGGUUCGGUGUUGCCGGACUUACGAGGAGGUUCAGGAAGGUGACACUGGGGAAGUAGUUGAUUUGGACAACGAUGGCCUGCACGACUUGAACGUCCAAGUCAUGUGGCUGCACAAAGGAGGAGUCUACUGGGUGCGUUACAUCCACGUGGAGCUCCUGGGACCAGAUCCGUCCCAAGCGGCAUCCAUGGCUCUCCCACCCACUCCCCCACCCAGAGGGGCCCCGAGGGUCGGGGAUCGUGCACGAGUGCGAUCGUGUGUGUCCCAGCCCAAGUACGACUGGUGCGCUGCGACCCAGCAGAACAAUGGCACCGGUCGUGAUGGGAGAGACGCCUCGGCAGACUUUCCACAGCAAUCCCCCUGGAUAGGUCGGGCAUCAGAGUUGGAACGGGUCCCUGUAGUACAUGAACAAAUCACCUGUCACGGAUGUGAUGCGACACCCCUGCUGGGAUCUCGCUACAAGUGCAGGUUCUGCAGGAACUACGACCUUUGUGAACGGUGCUUCAAAACAAACCAGAUUCACAAGCAUCCUUUCAACCGUAUUGUGAGACCUGGUGCUCUGCCCAUGUACGGAGGAUACCCCGGAGGACGGCCGAGGAAGAGGAAAGGCGGAGAUCUCGACGGUCGCGUUUCGGGCCUCGGAGGUACGCUCAUCGAGGACUGGUCACACUGCGUAAAGAACCUGACGGUCUCGUCCCACGAGGACAUCGCUCACCGUCUCAUUGAUGGGACCCACUCUUCGUGGCAGAGCUGUGGAUCACCCGGAAGCCACUGGAUUCGUCUUGAACUGCACCAAGAUAUUUUGAUCCACAAGCUUACCAUGGUUGUAGGCCCGGCUGAUGCUAGCUAUAUGCCUCUGCUUGUGGUGGUGAAAGGAGGUUCCCAUCUGGAUUUGAUGAGUGAACUGAAGACGGUCCACAUUGGGCCGACGGACAUUUUCGUCACACUACUAUCUGAAGUGCAAGAGUUCUACCGUAUCGUGGAGAUCGGCAUCAAGCAAUGCCGCAGCGGAGGCAUCGAUUGUAGAGUUCAUGGUCUGACAAUUAUCGGAAGGCAUCGAACUGAAGAAGAAGAUAUCGCGUCAACAUUCCCGUACCUGGCAUCGGACGGUGAAGAAGCGGAAGAGACCGUACCUGGUGCUGCGACCUAUUCGUCAUCUCAGUCGUCCGUCUCUACACAAAGAAGGGGACGAAGUUCAGAAACCACGUUCCAGGAUUUACAGACAAAAGUCUAUGUGUGGGGUUUGAACGAUAAAGAUCAACUUGGAGGGCUCAAAGGUUCGAAGAUUAAACUGCCCCAAUUCUCUGAAGCUUUGUCAUCUCUGAAGCCGAUACACAUUGCUGGUGGCUCAAAGUGCCUCUUCAUCGUGUCUCAUGAUGGCAAAGUGUAUGCAUGCGGAGAAGGCACAAAUGGCCGCCUGGGCUUGGGUUCCUGUUGCAACGUUGCUGUCCCUCGGCAACUCACAGCGCUGAGCCAAUAUGUUGUGAGAAAGGUCGCUGUGCAUUCUGGGGGAAGGCAUGCGCUCGCACUCACCGUUGAUGGAAAAGUGUUUUCAUGGGGCGAAGGAGACGACGGAAAACUUGGACAUGGUAACAGAAUGACACACGAAAAGCCUAAGCUGAUCGAAGCUCUCAAGUCGAAGCGCAUUCGUGAUGUUUCCUGUGGAAGCUCUCACAGUGCAGCAAUCACAUCCAGUGGAGAACUGUACACCUGGGGUCUUGGAGAGUAUGGACGCCUUGGUCAUGGAGAUAACUUGACUCAGUUGAGGCCCAAGCAGGUCAUGGCAGUGGCUGGGCAACGCAUCAUUCAGGUGGCCUGUGGGAGCAGAGAUGCCCAGACUCUCGCCCUUGCCGAAGACGGUGCCGUCUACUCGUGGGGGGACGGGGACUUUGGCAAACUGGGACGGGGUGGCAGCGAAGGCUGCAGCGUCCCACACAGUGUUGAACGUCUUGCGGGACUCCAGGUCUGCCAGGUGGAAUGCGGGGCUCAGUUUUCUCUUGCACUCACACGAAGCGGCCAGGUCUGGACAUGGGGCAAAGGAGACUACUUUAGACUAGGUCACGGAAGUGACUCCCACGUCCGCAAACCCCAACUUGUCGAAGGACUCCGUGGCAAAAGAGUGAUUCACGUGUCUGUCGGAGCACUCCAUUGCUUGGCAGUAACUGACCAAGGGCAGGUAUAUGCAUGGGGAGAUAAUGACCACGGCCAGCAAGGUAAUGGAAACACAACGGUGAAUCGGAAACCAACUUUGGUGCACGGAUUGGACGGAGCCAAAGUGACAAGAGUGGCUUGUGGAUCCUCUCACAGCGUGGCAUGGAUGACAACGGAAACAGCGCAGUCACGUGGGCACGAGCCAGUGUUGUUUGCUGCUACCAAAGACCCAUUGGGAGCUACUACGUUAGGUGUGGCGAAUACCUUGUGUGAUGCUCCCAGUUCAGGAGGAGCAGGAGAAAGCCCCACGUCAAGUAGCUCAUCUAAACCGACCAAACUACAAAGACCCUCACUGUCAAAGAUACUGCUUUCCCUAGAAGGAAAUGAGGCCAAGCAGCAAGCAUUGCAUCAAGUGUUGCAAGCACUGCAGGUCCUACAUGCAAGGGAACUUAUUAUCAGUGCCCUCCGGCCGCACACUGGCUUGACUGAUUUCACUCCCCAGCCAUCCACCAUGUCAGAGAUGAGUCCAACUGCUCCGGAGUCUCUUAUUUGUUCAUGUGGGAUCAGCUCUGGUGGCAGCCUCACUGUUAGCUUGGGAACCUCUAGACCAAAAAGGGCAGUCACGCAGGAGACAGUUUCGAGCAUAGAUGAGAGCGAGCCAUCCGCAGCAGAUGAAGUGUCGGAUCCGUCACUGCAGAGUUCGGGAAGCCUUUCAUCGCGGCUGUCGUCUGCUGCUGCUAGUGUUUUUGCUGCGACAUUUUCUCCUUCCGAUCAGGCUACGCCCGCUGAAGCUGAAACGACUCACUCUCUUCUGGACGAGUUUACGUCGACGUUGGCACCUGGGGACGCUCGGGUUCUGGUGGACUUGCUGAAGCUGGCCGUCGCUGGCAGGGCGCCGGAGAGAUCCAGAGACACCAUUGCUAGUGUUUUGAAUGCAAUGGCACGAGCAAACUCUCAGGUUGCAGAGAUGCUGUUGGAAAUCUGUGUUACUGAACUUGAAGACGUUGCAUCAGACGUCAAGUCGCAUCAGCUUGUACCACAACCUGUGGUUCAGGAGUCCAGUCACCCAUACACAGAUGAUGUGACACUCACUGGACACGUCCGUAUUCCAGCUGCUGAAAGCCUACAAGUGGAGUUUGACCGUCAGUGCUCGACGGAGCGCAGGCACGAUCCGCUGACUAUCAUGGACGGAACAGGCAGGAUAGUAGCUAACCGAUCAGGUCGAGAAUGGUCGGACUGGGCUCCUGAGCUGCGCAUCUCGGGCAACGAGCUUCGCUGGAAAUUCAGCAGUGACGGCUCUGUCAACGGUUGGGGCUGGCGUUUCACAGUGUACCCCAUAGUCCCUGCAGGCAAUUCGCAACGAGAGGCCCUCUCCGAUCGAGCCGUGCUUUCUCAACCUUCUGUGGAAUUGGUCAUGUCCCUGUUGGACCUGAGGAGCUGCACGGACCGUGCCAUCGUAUCUCGCCUUGCUGCAGCUCUGGCAGCGUGUGCGCAGCUCAGCUACUUAGCUCCGUCUCAACGAAUGUGGGUGCUGCAUCAGCUGCGACAGUUGAUGACCACGGGGGUUGGGAGAAGUCUGAAUGUGUUGGAGUUGCUUGCCAGCACUCCAACCAGUUCAGAUUCUCCCACCGAUCCGCCACCUAUCUCAAAUGUGCACGGCUCAUGCGAAACGGCCCUCGGGGCCUUGUUAAAGGCCCUUCCCGAAACGUUGUUGAGGCAGUACGAGUACGAGGACCCUAUAGUUCGUGGUGGCAAGCACUUGAUGCACAGUGACUUUUUCAAAGUACUCGUAGCCCUAGCCUGCGAUUUGGGGCUGGAUUCCCUCCCGUGUUCGAGCGACAGUUCCCGCUGGGCGUGGUUCCGUCGCUACUGUAUGGCGUCUCGUGUCGCCGUGUCCCUCACAAGGCGUUGUUCUCCCUCUGUGACGCUGCCAACGGGGUUCUGCUUGGAGGUUCAGCGUCGCAUCCGGGCACUCACGGCGUCGUGCGCUGAAGGUGAAUCUGAAGAUCUGCCAAAGGACGAAGAAUGGAAAGAGGAUGGGGAAGCAUUUGUGACUGACCAUGAGGACCAUUCGGUAUUUAAACUGGAACAUGAUGAACAGCUCAUACAUUGGGUCAACAGACGCCCAGAGGAUUGGACACUCUCGUGGGGUGGAAGCGGCACCAUUUUGGGUUGGGGUCACAACCAUCGGGGGCAGCUAGGGGGUGUGGAGGGUGCCAAAGUGAAACUUCCCACACCGUGCGAAGCACUCACGACCCUGCGUCCUGUCCAGCUGGUAGGAGGAGAGCAGACGCUCUUCGCUGUCACUUUGGACGGCAAGGUAUAUGCUACUGGGUACGGCGCUGGAGGUCGCCUCGGAAUCGGCGGCAAUGAUUCGGUGUCGACAACGACGCUGCUAGAGAGUCUACAACACGUGUUCAUCAAAAAGGUAGCCGUUAACUCCGGAGGGAAGCAUUGCCUGGCGCUGUCAGCAGACGGGGAGGUGUACUCCUGGGGCGAAGGGGAUGAUGGAAAACUUGGACACGGGAACAAGAGUUCAUGCGACCGUCCGCGAGUGAUAGAGAUCCUGCGGGGCAAAGAGGUGGUGGACAUUGCCUGUGGCGGCGCUCACAGUGCCUGCAUCACCGCUGCUGGAGAGCUGUACACGUGGGGCAAGGGACGUUACGGACGGCUCGGACAUGGAGAUAGCGAGGAUCAGCUACGUCCAAAGAAGGUGGAAGCACUGUCUGGAUGGCGUGUACGCUGCGUGGCGUGCGGCAGUGGAGACGCCCAGACCCUGUGCGUUACGGACGACGACUCUGUGUGGUCAUGGGGUGACGGUGACUACGGCAAGCUGGGCCGCGGGGGCUCAGACGGUUGCAAGGUGCCCCUUCGCAUUGAGUCGCUCCAGGGUCUCGGCGUGAUUCGCGUUGAAUGCGGUUCACAGUUCUCUGUGGCCCUCACGUCGUCAGGCAGCGUCUACACGUGGGGAAAAGGUGACUAUCACCGACUUGGACAUGGAACCGACGAUCACAUGCGUCGGCCCAAGAAGGUGGCUGCACUGCAAGGGAAAAAAGUAAUCUGCAUUGCCGUGGGUUCACUGCACUGUGUCGCCUGCACCGAUAAUGGUGAAGUCUACACAUGGGGUGAUAAUGAUGAAGGACAACUCGGUGAUGGGACAGUGAAUGCUAUUCAGAAGCCCAAACAUGUGACUGCUUUGCAAGGUAAGAAGAUAAACCGGGUGUCGUGCGGGUCAGCGCACACAGUUGCUUGGUCGACGAUCGGCUCUCGGGUCGGCAGUGGAUCUCUCCCCGCAUUGGUACCCAUGGAAUACGAUCUGCUACGGGAUGUCCCGAUUGUGACGCUUCGGAAUCGCUACGCCUUGCUCUACCACUUCUCAGAGCUGUUUGCUCCGUCUGUACCCAUGUUUGAUCUGUCCGGCUCGAGUGGCAUCAACCACGAUGGGUUUGAUGGACUGCGAGGACUUCUUGUGUCAUCCGGAAAGGAAAGUGCUUUUAGGAAGGUAGUGCAGGCAACUAUGGUGAGGGACAGGCAGCAUGGCCCUGUGGUUGAACUAAACAGGAUACAGGUGAAGCGUGCUCGUUCGAAGAAUGGUCUGGCGGGACCGGAUGGCACAAAAUCUGUGUUUGGUCAAAUGGUGUCCAAGAUGUCACUCCUGACACAGGAAAGCCUCUUACUGCCUCAUCGUGUCUGGAAAGUGAAGUUUGUUGGUGAAAGUGUGGAUGACUGUGGGGGCGGCUACAGCGAAUCCAUCGCCGAGAUGUGUGACGAACUACAGAACGGCUCUCUGCCCCUGCUGAUCCUGACCCCAAAUGGACGGGACGAGGCUGGCACCAAUCGCGAUUGCUUUCUCUUGAACCCAGCUGCGAAGUCGCCCCUGCAUCUCAACAUGUUCCGUUUCCUUGGUAUGUUGAUGGGAAUCGCUGUCCGAACUGGCAGCCCGUUGAGUCUGAGUCUCGCUGAACCAGUCUGGAAGCAGUUAGUGGGACUUCACCUUACACCAGCUGACUUGAAUGAAGUGGACAGAGGCUAUGUUCCAGGAUUGAUGUGUGUCCGUAAUAUGGAACCCGAAGCAUUCCAGAAGCUGGACAUGCCGUUCACUAUCCAUAGUGCUACGGGUCAAGAAGUGAGACUGAGCACGAAGUAUCAACGUACCACGGUUGAGAAUAGGGCUGAAUACGUUAAGCUGGCACUAAAUUAUAGGUUACACGAAUUUGAUGAACAAGUGGCUGCGGUACGAGAGGGAAUGGCAAGGGUCGUCCCUGUUCCCAUGUUGUCGUUGUUCACUGGCUAUGAGCUUGAGACUAUGGUGUGUGGGAGUCCCGACAUUCCUAUUAACCUGCUGAAGGCUGUGGCCACAUACAAAGGUGUUGAGCCCGACAGCCCACUCAUUCAAUGGUUCUGGGACGUGAUGGAGGAGUUCUCCAAUGCCGAGAGGUCCCUCUUUCUGAGGUUUGUCUGGGGACGCACUCGCCUUCCUCGUGCCAUUGCGGACUUUCGGGGGAGAGACUUUGUCCUUCAGGUGCUUGACAAGUACAGCCCACCCGACCACUUUCUACCCGAGAGCUACACGUGUUUCUUCCUAUUGAAGAUGCCCCGUUACUCCUGUCAGGCAGUCCUCCGCGAGAAACUCAAAUAUGCCAUCCACUUCUGCAAGUCAAUCGACACGGACGACUACGCUCGUGUUGCACUUGGAGCAGACGAAGAUGAUGAGGGUUCCUUUCGACCCCUGGGGCUCGAUGGGGAGCACAGGGUGGCUGUGGGGGCCACUGGAGGGCCUGCGGAAGAUGUGGCGGGCCUCAGCGAUAGCGAGGGAGCUGCCGAGUCGUUAGGUGGGGGCUCUGAUGAGUGCAGCAGUGAAGUUUGAGGUUGAAGAAUGGUAAGGCAGAUCAGUAUGAUGGCGGAAAUACUCAACGUGAAUGGUUUAUUGGUGAUGCACAAGAUCUCAAAGGGGCGCUGAAGCGUAAAAAUUUAUCCCUGCUGAAUAAAAUAUGCUGUUACCCCUGACACAAACACAAAAUGGGCGGGAUUCGUUUUCGUUCAUCAUCAACGGCAUCUUUCAUUCCGCAAGGAGACAUUUUUGCACUUUGGUGCCCCUUUAAAGGCGAGUGUCACAGUACAAGUGCUAGCACUCAAGUUGAAAAGAUCGCACUGGCAACCGAGUUACGAAACUUACUGUGAGAGUACCACAUUUGGAAGACAAAAAGGGAGAAGUACAUAGCCGUGUAUUUAUUGCCGGCAGUCAUCGAGAAGUUUUGAACUUCCACGUUGUGAGCCAAAGUAGGGUCAACCCGAUCCGCCAUUGUCUGUUGAUGCACUUGGACUAGGAAAAUGUGUACUAAGCAAAAAAAUAUGACCCUUAUCUCCCUUUGGUCAUUAGAAUUAGACCUGCCAUUUUCGAAUGAACUUUCCAAUUAUUUCUGUGCGUUUCUUUGGCUCCCCCAUGGCAUCUGACAUGACCAAAUCCUACGACUUGCCAUACAUAUUGCUUUUGUUUGGUGAAUCCUAGCUACUGCUAACAAAUUGCAGGAUGUUGCUUCACAACAAACGAAUGUGAAAUUUCAACAGGAGCUUUCAGGAGGAGAGCAAAUAAAACUGAUCUAGUCACUUGUACUAGACAUCACAGAAAAGGCACGCUAUAUUAGACCUACCUUAGGCUGCCGAACCAAUGCUGUGAUAUCUAAUAUUAAAGGUCUCUUGUAAUUAUGUAGAAAACUUCUGUGCAGAGAUUCAAGCCGUAUAGGUUGCAGGGCAGAAUCAGCACAUGUAUAUAUAUAGUUCAUGUAAACGGUUGCUUGACAUGUAAACUCUGUCGUGCUGCUUGUUAGCGCGCUGAUGCAUUUUCGGCAUGAUACGCAUUGCAACGUGAACAAUAAAUGUUAAAAUAGAGGGACAGUUUUUGCUU